Molecule: messenger RNA, 3957 nt
Organism: Thunnus maccoyii (southern bluefin tuna)
Lineage: Eukaryota; Metazoa; Chordata; Actinopteri; Scombriformes; Scombridae
Gene: cmtm4
Product: CKLF-like MARVEL transmembrane domain containing 4
Exons: 4
Coding region: 871-1497 (208 amino acids)
Cellular component (GO): membrane
Source: RefSeq, a predicted model, not a curated record
UAAAAAGAACUGCAGCCACACUGUAAUCCUCUGGAGAACACAAAUAAUUUCAUCAGGCCUGGUUGGAGGGAACUUGCAGGCUGCAGUGGCUUUAUCGACGACGAGAAAAAAGGACCAGUCGAAGAGAAAGAGGAGCCAUAAAAAAAUGCAGCAGAGCUCGGUGCUGUCGGCCUGGUUCCGGCUGGGUUCGUUUUGCAGGCUGUUUGGGAAUACUUAAAACGGGCGCAGAGCCGACACAAGAAUGUGCAGUUUUUCAGAGGGGCGGAGACAAGCCUGCUUUGCAUCCAUAGCGAGCUAAGCAGCAGCGUAUAGGCUGCCUGCCUCACUGUAUGCUGCUGUAGAGACUAGCCUAAUUAAGUUUACAAUAGGACACAAUACGCUUCUCUCUCGGUCCUUCUGGGCCGUGAUGGGUGAAUGUUUUUCGGUCGCAGAGCGCAGUCACACAACCCGGUUGGCUUAUUUUUCGGUGCUGCUGAACUAACCAGAAUCGUCCAUUGGUAGAAGUGACACUGAGACUCGAACAAGUGACCCGCCUAACAGAGUUAUAAGUGCGGCUUUUUUUCUGAGAGGGGAGAGACGCAACAUUGUAACCAGGAGGAAACAUCGCAGGGUCACAUUAAACGGAUACCAGCUUGUUUUUUUUUCCCUCUACCCGACGCGGCUGUUUCCCUGCGGGGUGGCCAUGAAAAGUGGACUGUCUGGUUUGUUUUCUCCAUCCACUUCCAGCCUGCAUGGAACAAAGUGUGCUUUCUGUCACAUAACCUGCGCCGUGAGGUAGAUCCAGGCAGGUUUGUCAGCGUUGGGGUUAACAUUUCUAGUCAAGAGUCCAGCUUCUCCCCCCCCCUCACCCACACCCCCAGUAUAAUCAUCAUGAGGAGCACCGAGGAGGCAGAGGGCUUUGACGGCGAGGCCUCCAACACUUCCAUGAUCUCCGGGGCCAGCAGUCCGUAUCAGCCCACCACCGAGCCCGUCCAUUCAAGGAAUGUUCUGGGGGGGAUUAGGUGCGAUGUGGAGUACCUCAAGUCAUACUUUGGCAUAUUAAAGGUGGUUGAAGUGGUCCUAUCGCUUAUUGGAUUCAUCUGCAUAGAAACUAUCAUGUUGUGUUCUCCCUGUGGAGGGGUCUACUUCUUCGAGUUUGUCAGCUGCAGUGCCUUUGUGGUGACAGGAGUCCUCCUCCUGAUCUUCAGCCUCAACCUGCACACCAAGGUGCCCCACAUCAACUGGAGCCUCACGGACCUUGUUAACACGGCUGCCAGCACCAUCUUCUUCUUCUUGUCAUCUCUCGUGCUGAUUUGUAUCAACCACAAAACUGGAGCUGAAAUAGCAGCAGGGAUCUUUGGCAUCCUGGUGACAGGUGUGUAUGGCCUUAACACCUUCCUGGCUGCACGGAGGUGGCGUCUAGGCAAUGGCUGCCAGGGGGCGGCUCAGACCAGCGAGUACAUGCGAGCGCGCACGGCAUCUCGCGGAGAAAUGGAGGCACGACCUGAGCUGGCAUGAGUGCCAGCAGACAAUCAGACAGGGGAAGAUCACACUACCAGCAGCUGACUGAGAGGACCACUACUCCUUGCCUUCAGAACAGUAUUGCAUAUAAGUCCAGAGCGGUACGGCGAUCUCCCAGCUCACCACACGCUUUUGACUUCUCAUCACAACACUUGGGCUGCUCUUUCUGCCUUCAUUUCAUAGCCCCAGAUGUGCUCUGUGGCUUUGUUUGUCCUGGCUGCAGCAACACAUAAACACUGCGCAGUGAAGAGCUCAGAUUGAGGUUGAGUCAGAAUUUUCUGUAAGACUUUUCAUCCACAUAUCUUUCUAAAUCAGAGUGAAGGAUGACUUCCACGGAGAGCCAAAGACAGGCUGACUUCACUAUAACUGUGUAUCGACCUCCUGGUGUUGACUUUUUAAAAAGAAAAAAGUUUUGUGUUUCACUGUGAAUGAAGUCGGGUAGCAGAAGUUCAGCUUUUGUAUGAUUUACUUGCGUCACGUCUGUUAAGUCUGUGGUGAUAAAUGUGAUCGUAUAUCCAGGAAGCCACUGGAUCAGCAACAUAGCCUGCAGUACAAUAAAAGCACCGUGACUUUUCUGUUCAUUCUUUGAUACUGACAUCAGUCUUCAGCUUCUACCUGUGGACAAGGCUGACAUGAGAUAUUUUAUUCUGAAGAUUACACAUGCUGACAUAGAGUUUGCUCCUUCUUUGUCUUGACUAACUUUAAAAAUGCCUUUUAACAUGUGACCUUUAGCCACUAGAAAGAUCUUUGCCGCCAACAAUCAUACAGAAAUAAUACAGGGUCAUUCUUAACUGCAAUAAAGACUGGCGCUACAGCAAAAGAUGAAUAUUUUUGAAAUGAUUAACAGACUUCUUUGCAACACUAAUGCACCCAAUGAAACCAAAAUAUAUAUAUGUGACUGCCUUCCAAAUUUUCCAAAACUAAAAUCCUUAAUGCUUUAUUCCGUCUAUUUUUGCCAGGUUGUGUGUAAACUACCCACAUUUAUUCCAAAAUUUGAGUUUUGAGGUAUGUGUUAGGUCAACACUGUGAGCCAGAAUGGGUGACGUCAGGCGAUGAUAAAGUAAUUGGCAUUUCGUUACUUUUGCACAUAUCCAAGGCUUCAGGUAACAGGUACGGUGAUGGCACAUCAGUGAAGUGGUUCAUUUUGAAACAAAUAUCAGUAGGCGAUCAGUGCCCUUAGCCUAUACGUAUAUACUGUAUCUCAGGUAUUGACACACUCCUUCCAACUUUAAUUCUUUAAAAACCAUUUGAAAUGAAAUCACAGGGUGCCUCGACCUGAACGCUGUAUCUUAAAGCAUUUCUAAUUAUUAGACAUAGAGAGUGGAAUUAAGUGAUAAGUGAUUAAACUGUCCAACAGAGGUGUUAAGGUGGGAACAGUGGGUUGAAUUUAUGGUACAUUUAGCAUUAUUGUCGCAGCUUUCACUCUGUAUAUGUUUGAGUUAAAAUGUCUGUACAUGUAUCUGCAGUAUACUAGCACAUAAUUUAUGUAUUAUCGAAUCUCUAUCAUUCCACAAUGCAGCGGUUAUAAAAUAAUACAUACUCCUUUCAUGCUUUUCUUUUCAGUUGAUGUACUUGACGUGCAAACAGGCGACCUAAUCUUGAAAAAUCAACAUAUCUGUAUCACAAGACGAAGGAAGACUUCAUUAUUGAUGUCUUACAUUGCUCGAAUGUAUCAAAUCUACACUAUACUCUGUAAUUCAACGUGUGUUUUCUUUCUCAGUUGUGUGUAAAUGAGGUUUGGGUAAGAGUUUGUACAGGGUCUAAACUUACUGUAUAGCUCCACCUUCUGGUCUUCAUCUAAAAUGUAUUUCUUGUGACUUCAGUGGACUGAGUGCACAGCCUGAUAGUUGUGUUUGUGUGAAGGAACAUCACGAAUGAUCAGUAAAGAUGAUUUCCUAUGAACUAAUAUAGAAGUAGUUGUUUGAAGAGACCGGAAAUGUAUUUGACCGUGGGUUAAAAUGAAAUUAAAACUUUAUGGCUACUUGAUUUAUUGUUUGCCAACACAGUUAAACAACCUUAUAAGUGGCCACACUACACAGUAUGCUUGAUUAAUCAGGCAUUUAUCAUGUCUUAGUAACUUAUAUCAUGUUCAACUGCUAUUUCUCCUUGUUUGGUGACUGAAAUAGUUGUUUAAAUAGACAAUCACACUUGUAUUUAUUCACUACAUGGAUGGAUUUAUUUCCGUGUAAUAUAACGAUGUUCACUUAAAAUUUGUACAGCAAACUCUGCAUUAUGCUAUUUGAUAAUAUAAACUGACCAUCAUAUUUGACUAAAAAACUAUCAAGCUGCAGCUCUUUGUGUACAGCUUUGUGCUACAGUGUGCUAUGAUGAAUUUGUAUUUAUGUGGAAAAAAAAAAAAAAGAAACACUUUCCACUAGUUUCCAGAUUGUGCAGUAGCAGAGUUCAUGAUCAGUCCUUGUGUUUGAAUGAAAUUAGAACUUGCUUCUUUUAAAGUGA